Molecule: messenger RNA, 1020 nt
Organism: Aureobasidium namibiae CBS 147.97
Lineage: Eukaryota; Fungi; Ascomycota; Dothideomycetes; Dothideales; Saccotheciaceae
Exons: 4
Coding region: 1-1020 (339 amino acids)
Molecular function (GO): oxygen binding; heme binding
Source: RefSeq, a predicted model, not a curated record
AUGUAUGCAGACCCGCCAAGAUCCAUGGAGCGCGUAAGCCGGCGUGAUAUCUUCACAUCGCUACCAGCUAGGGUCCAGUGGUUGCAUUCAUUUCUAGAGUUUGGGACAGACGACGUACAAGCCUUGAUAUCUGGACAGAAGUAUAUCAAAGCAGUCAUUCCUGCCAUCGUCAACAUAGUAUACAAGAAGCUUCUCAAAUACGACAUUACGGCUCGUGUGUUCACCACAAGGGACAGUAGAGAUGAGGGUCCGGUGGAGAGUUGGCCUACAGAAGAUAGUGCUCAGAUCGAGCAUAGAAAGAUGUUUUUGAGAUGGUACCUGACGAAGCUCAACUCUGACUGUACACGAAUGGACUACUGGGAAUAUCUAGACAAGGUUGGUUUGAUGCACGUUGGCAGAGGUCGCCAAAACCCUCUGCAUGUCGACUACGUCUUCCUGGGUGCGUGUCUAGGCUUCAUCCAGGAUUCCCUCUUCGAAGCCAUACUCUCACACCCCCGUCUCGAGAUGCACCGGAAGAUCGCCAUCGUCAAAGCUCUCGGCAAAGUCAUCUGGAUCCAAAACGACCUUAUCGAGAGAUGGCACAAUACAGAUGGUUCCGAAUAUACACAAGAGGAAGCCGACACGCUGUUGGGAAAAAUACAAGAGGACGAGCGCGAGGGAUAUUUACAUGGCAAGAAAGUUCUUGGGGACGAUGGCUCGUCCGUCUUCACAAGUCGUACCGGCAGCAGUAAGAGCUCCGACAGCGGCAAGACAUCACUGGGUCGUCCGAUCGAAGAAGCAACACAUCUUGGAGAUGGCAUAAGCAGAUGCCCUUUCAGCGGUAUGGCUCGCUCAGGCCCGAACCCUGCAGACUUGGAGCGUCAGCGUGCGACGUCGACACGGUCGCUACGCGUGAAUGGCACGGCGCCUGAUGUUCUUCAACAGUAUCACUCCCCAGGAACACCUCGUAUUCGCAUAAUUGAUGGGAAGACAGUGCUCAAGGAAAAUCUGGAGCCCAACCCAUUCGAACCUAACAAGUAA